Messenger RNA from Salvia splendens (bonfire salvia), 1083 nucleotides. RefSeq names its product protein FAR1-RELATED SEQUENCE 5-like. Gene Ontology annotation, molecular function: transposase activity; DNA binding. Gene Ontology annotation, biological process: DNA transposition. The coding region runs from base 1 to 1083 and encodes 360 amino acids. The record is from RefSeq and is a predicted model, not a curated record. NCBI's taxonomy places the organism in Eukaryota, Viridiplantae, Streptophyta, Magnoliopsida, Lamiales, Lamiaceae. The transcript has 4 exons.
AUGGAGAUGUUUGACGAAGCUCAAGAUGCACUUAUCCCAGAUUGCAGACCCGACAUGAAGCCUUACAUUGGCCAGGUGUUUGAAACUUUGGACGAAGGAAUUUCAUUUUAUGAAGCAUACGCCAACGAAUGCCGUUUUGAUACUCGUAGAUUCGGACACAAAUACUCGAACGACAUCAAAACCUGGCAGACUAUUUAUUCGACCGAUCCUGGCAGUCCUUGCUAUGUUGUCAGCAACUUUGUAGACCUACAUAAUCACGAGAUGGUUGAUAAAAAGCACGUCCGAUACAUGAAAUCCAACCGCAACCUUGGGGAUAUCCAUUAUAAAUUCAUGCAGGACUGCUCAAAGGCCAACAUUGGACCUACAAGGACUUUCAAUUUAUUGAAGGAGUUCUUGGGUGGGUACGAUGCGGUGGGUUGCACCGUUACUGACAUACGGAAUUGCAAGCGCGACAUAUUGCAAGAGAUGAAAGGCGCUGACGUCCAAAUGAUUUUAAAUCAAAUGGAGGUGAAGAAGAACACGUGUGAUGGUUUCCAUUACAAAUUCCAACAAGGUACUGAUGGAAAGUUAAAAAGCCUUUUUUGGUGUGACGCUGUGUCGAGAAAGAACUACACAAUGUUCGGUGACAUUGUGUCAUUUGACACUACCUACUCAACAAACAAGUAUUGCAUGGUGUUUGGGCCAUUCACUGGAAAAGACAACCACGGAUGCCCUGUUACGUUUGGUACCGGAUUCGUGUCAAAUGAGGGAGCUGACUCAUUUUCUUGGUUGCUGAGUGAGUUUGUCGAUUGUAUGGGUUUCGCACCUAAGUUGAUAAUUACCGACCAGGAUUGGGGCAUGAAACUUGCUAUAGAACGGGUUCUAACUAGUACCAGGCAUCGUUGGUGCAUGUGGCACAUAAUGAUGAAGCUUUCUGAAAAGGUUCCCAAAAGAAUACUUCCCAACGAAGAGUUGAAGAAGGAUUUGGACUCUUGCAUAUGGUCUGAAUUGUUGGAGCCAGAGGAAUUUGAAGAAACUUGGCUGAAUAUUGUCGACCAAUAUGGUUUACAAAAUGAAGCUUGGUUCACAACCGUCAGUCAAUGA